Molecule: messenger RNA, 3876 nt
Organism: Salarias fasciatus (jewelled blenny)
Lineage: Eukaryota; Metazoa; Chordata; Actinopteri; Blenniiformes; Blenniidae
Product: arf-GAP with coiled-coil, ANK repeat and PH domain-containing protein 3
Exons: 23
Coding region: 120-2702 (860 amino acids)
Cellular component (GO): cytoplasm
Molecular function (GO): protein binding; GTPase activator activity
Source: RefSeq, a predicted model, not a curated record
GGGAGAGAGAGGCGCUCUGCGGGAGCUGCGGGACACGGAUACACACCGCUCUGCUUUCAGCCACCCGGGAGAUGAACCCCGUGUUUUGAACGUGGUGGAAAACUUCUCUCCGGCUCAAGAUGACGGUGGAUUUCGAGGACUGCAUCAAGGAUUCACCCCGGUUCAGGGCAAAUAUCGAUGAGGUGGAGACGGAGGUCGUGGAGAUCGAGGCCAAGCUAGAUAAGCUGGUGAAGCUAUGCAGCGGGAUGAUCGAAGCCGGGAAGGCCUACAUCAGCGCCAACAAGCUCUUCGUCAACGGCGUCCGGGAUCUGUCCCAGCAGUGCAAGAAGGACGAAAUGAUCUCGGAAUGCCUGGAAAAGUGCGGCGAAAGCCUCCAGGAAAUCAUAAACUACCACAUGAUACUGUUUGAUCAAGCCCAGCGGUCCGUGAAGCAGCAGUUGCACAACUUUGUGAAAGAGGAUGUCCGGAAGUUUAAGGAGACCAAGAAGCACUUUGACAGGGUACGUGAAGACAUGGAGAUCGCACAGGUGAAGAACGCGCAGGCGCCCAGGAACAAGCCUCACGAGGUGGAGGAGGCGACCGGCGCGCUCAGCAUCACCCGCAAGUGCUUCCGGCAUCUGGCUCUGGACUACGUGCUGCAGAUUAAUGUCCUCCAGGCAAAGAAGAAGUUUGAGAUCCUCGAUGCUAUGCUGUCCUUCAUGCACGCCCAGUACUCGCUGUUCCAGCAGGGCUACAACCUGCUGGACGAGAUCGAUCCGUACAUGAAGAAACUGGCUGCUGAGCUGGAUCAGCUGGUGAUCGAUUCGGCCAUGGAGAAGAGGGAGAUGGAGCACAAGCACGCAACCAUUCAGCAGAGGACCCUCAUGCAGGACUUUUCAUAUGACGACUCGAAAGUGGAGUUCAACGUGGACGCCCCCAACGGCGUGGUGAUGGAGGGCUACCUGUUCAAGAGGGCGAGCAACGCUUUUAAGACCUGGAACAGACGAUGGUUCUCCAUACAGAACAGUCAGCUGGUCUAUCAGAAGAAGCUCAAGGACUCGCUGACGGUGGUGGUGGAGGAUCUCCGGCUCUGCUCCGUCAAACCCUGCGAGGACAUCGAGAGGAGGUUCUGCUUCGAGGUCGUCUCUCCCUCAAAGAGCUGUAUGCUGCAGGCCGAGUCUGAGAAGCUCAGAUUAGCCUGGAUUCAGGCCGUUCAAGCCAGCAUCGCUUCAGCUUACAGGGAGAGUCCAGACACCUACUACAUCGAGCAUCUGGACAGAACGGCGUCUCCGUCCACCAGCAGCAUCGACUCGGCCAGCGAGCCGAGGGAGCGCAGCGUCCGGGUGGAGACCAUCCUGCAGCGGAUCCAGUGCCUUCCGGGGAACGAGCAGUGCUGCGACUGCGGCCAGGCCGACCCGCGCUGGGCCUCCAUCAACCUGGGCAUCCUGCUGUGCAUCGAGUGCUCCGGCAUCCACAGGAGUCUUGGAGUUCACUGUUCAAAAGUGCGAUCGCUCACGCUGGACUCGUGGGAACCAGAAUUACUGAAGUUAAUGUGUGAGCUUGGAAACAGCGUCAUCAACCACAUCUAUGAAGGCUCCUACCAGGAACAAGGCCUGAAGAAACCACUUCCGUCCAGUUCAAGGCAAGAAAAAGAGGCCUGGAUUAAGGCGAAAUACGUGGAGAAGAAGUUCCUGAAGAAGCUGGGCACCACGGAGAUCCUCAUCAACGGGGAGAGGAAGUCGGGCCGGCGGUGGAGCGUGAAGAAGUGUCGGAGGCACAACAGCGCCACCACGGUUCCCAAAACACGGCGAAGAUACCGACAGGAUCCUGGAAGCACCUCCCCCUCCACCCUCUCCUCAGGUACGACGCCCAUCCUCCCCUGUCUGUCUGCUUCAUGGAGACGUUUGACAUUUAGCCACAUAAAGUUCCGUUUCUGGUUCACAGCAGCUGCUAAGUUCAGACGGGAGUCUCUGUUUUGCCCCGACGAGCUGGACUCUCUCUUCUCCUACUUUGACACGGGGUCUGGACCUCGAAGCCUGAGCAGCGACAGCGGGUUGGGAGGCAGCACAGACGGCAGCACGGACAUCCUGGUGUUUGGCUCGGUGGUGGACAGCGUGACGGAGGAGGAGUGCGAGGUGUCCGAGGACUCCAGCGGCGAGGCGGAGCUGGAGGCGGAGCCGGAGACGUCGGACCCCGAGGACCUGAGGGACCUCCACCCCGGAGCGCUGCUCUACAAGGCCUCCAAAGCUCGCAACCUGCCCGUCAUGGCCGAGGCGCUGGCUCACGGGGCCGACGUCAACUCAGUCAACGAGGACGACGAAGGAAAGACGCCCCUCAUACAGGCCGUGAUCGGGGGGUCAUUGAUCGCCUGCGAGUUUCUGCUGCAGAACGCUGCUGACGUCAACCAGAGGGACGCGAGAGGGAGGGGCCCGCUGCAUCAUGCCACAUAUCUGGGACACACUGGGCAGGUGUGUUUGUUCCUCAAAAGGGGGGCGACGCAGAACGACGGAGACGAAGACGGACAGGACCCUCUGAGCAUCGCCGUGCAGCAGGCCAACGCCGAUAUCGUCACCCUACUGCGUCUGGCCCGGAUGAACGAGGAGAUGCGGGAGUCGGAGGGCCCCUUCGGACAGCCAGGUCAAUACCCCGUCAGCAGCCCCACUGAGCAGCAGUACAAGAAAUGCAUUCAGGAGUUUAUCUGUCUCCACAUAGCCGACUGCUAAUGGAGUCGAGCCAGGCUGAGCCGGUGCAGGGGGGGGGAGGGAGGGGUGCCUGUUAGAUAUGUGACGAAACGUGGGAUAGAGAAUCCUGUUAUUAAAAAGAGAAGAAGAAAAAAAAAAAAAGACGUUCCACCAGAUUUCCUCCCUCCCUGUGUCAGAAUACGCCCCACUCCCCUGCACAGUCUGUCGACUUCCAACCUGCCAGCCGUCAGCCUCCCUCUCAGGAUGUAACAACAACAACAACUCAGAGUUAAUCUUUGCACGAUGUCACAUUUGACCAAAUCAGUGAUUUUUCUUUUCUUUCUCUUUUUUUUAAGCGAGGUGCUAAAAAUGCAGCAGAGAAAUCACUGCCAGGGAAAAGUUAGUCACUUUAGAGAAUACUGAGCAGAAAUUUACUUUUUGGGACCAAUCUCAAUCCUCUUUGGAGGAUUUUAGCGGUACAGGGUGCUCUGAACCAAAGACCUGCGACCUCCGUCCUCGCUGCUGUCCAUGUCGUUGAAGGCUGACAGUUUGCACAGGACUCAAAAUCAUGCUACAGUCUGCGGCUUGACCUUUAGUUUUAUCCUAAUUUGCACACAAUGUGAAAAAAGCUCAAUCAUUUCCCACUAUUUAUAUUAGCUGAGAUUUUUUUUUUGCACAACCUUCAAAAUUCACACGACUAAAAAUCAGCCCAUUAAUUGUUUUGAACUAGCAUUCUUACUAUAGAAAAUUUUUUUCGACUUUUCUCUUUUAGCUGAUUCUCUUUUGUUGCGAAUGUGUUUCCAAAUGUAUUUCUACUUGAGCCAGAAAAUUAAACGCUAGCAUGACUCAAAGUCAAGUUGAAGUCAAAGGCUGUAUUUAAAAAAAAAUCACACAUUUGGAAGCCACAUUUUAUUCCACCUCACAGCGUUUUGCAGCACAGGCGAUUGAGUUUAAUGCGAACUCCUCACUCGCCUGUUCGCGAUCCGAUCACUUUUCUAAUCACGUUCGAUCAAAUGGCGGCAGAGCUCCUGCUCUUUUACAUCAUGAGGGGAAACGGUGACUGAGAGCAAAUCGUGGCAGAAUCAUUCCUCUCGUCGAUGGAGAGACCGAUCAAAGCUUUUAUGUGAAAGCGAAAUGAUGCACUUUUUCCUACCAGCAGUGAUUUUUUUUUGUUUCUCAUUCUUAUUUAUGACAAAAGAAAAAAAGAAAACAAAAA